AUGUAUCCUCGCGAUGGUACACCCGAUAAAACUCCCACUUUCUCCGAACAUCUAGAUAUACAACGCUCCUCUCGGUUUGGACUACAUCUCAAUCUCAACUCACCCGUAAGAUGGGGGUCCAUCUCACUCACGCCAAAUCAACUGAGCGAUACCGUCGAAACUGAAACGACUGCUACGGGGACGGGCAGCGGAGUCUCUUCGAAUUUCGUUACCCCGCUUCUAAACGAAUACGGAACUAAUCCAACAAUGUACGUGGCUGGUGUAGGCCUUCCCAGGGAGUUCAGAGCGCGCCCUCAAAGCUCAUCGACUAAAUCUACCGAGGAGCAAAAUGCUAGAGAUAAUAACGGGUUCCUUCCGAUGUACCAAAAUCCUUUAUGGCAUAAUAUGAAUAAUCGCCUCCCAAGGAGCUGGGCAAGACAGCUCGAAAUCACUGGCAUCUCAGCGAACUACUGCGGAAACAUUUACCUAGAGUCCAACCAGUCCGCCCCUAUCCCCGAAUCACUGAGUACCUCUCUCUGGCUAACUAAUCUGCCACCUGAUUGUACUCAUCAAAAGCUCCUCGGCGCUAUCAGGGGUUGCGGAAAGAUAUUUGCUACCGUCAUCAACCCGCCCGUGUUCAACUCCUCUCGCUACAGCAACGCGGCCCCUCACACAACUUCGGCGUCGAAGCUAGUCUUUUUUGAGCGUGAGGGCCUUGAUAGACUAGUCACAAAAGCCCAAGCCGGAAAGUUCUACGUCGGCGGUUACGUCCCACGUGUCCGAAUGAACCGUAUCAAGUCUGCUCCUCGAGAUCCAGGCCCUAACUGUCGCGUCCUACAUAUCUCAGGGCCUAGUCGCAUUGUAAACGAGAGAUUUCUCAACCAAUUCUUUUCGACAAAGUUUACAUACGAGCUGGAAGCUGUCCUAACACUACAGUCUCUCCCUGGUUGGACCCGACAGGAGUGGCGCUUCGGCAGCUACCGUUGCCAGGCCGAGUCAGCUCGCCAGUCUCUCACAAAGGAGAAGAGACGGACCAACUUGACUGAGGCGGAAAGAGCCCUUUGGGAGAGGGUUACGGUUGACUUCGGAGUCGAUCCUUGUGCCUUGAGAAGCUCAGAUUAG
Hypoxylon trugodes is the source of this 1101-nucleotide messenger RNA. RefSeq lists its product as uncharacterized. Bases 1 to 1101 code for a protein of 366 amino acids. Lineage: Eukaryota; Fungi; Ascomycota; Sordariomycetes; Xylariales; Hypoxylaceae. The transcript has a single exon. The record is from RefSeq and is a predicted model, not a curated record.